This is a messenger RNA of Panthera uncia (snow leopard), 1813 nucleotides long. It is a transcript of the gene SMIM5, whose product is annotated as small integral membrane protein 5. Lineage: Eukaryota; Metazoa; Chordata; Mammalia; Carnivora; Felidae. The transcript is spliced from 3 exons. Bases 823 to 1059 code for a protein of 78 amino acids. The record is from RefSeq and is a predicted model, not a curated record.
UCACCCCUAAGUUCCUCCCCAAGGGCCUGGCCUCGUGGGUGGUCCGGCAGCUCCCCCAACUAUUUACUUCCUAGGAGGGGCCAGAGGGUGGGACCAGCCAGGGAGUCUCGAGAGAGACAGGUUGGCUGGUCAGGCGGAUGGGCUCAAACCCCUCCUGAGGGUAGGGAGGGAGCCAAAGAACUUGAGCGCUGUGGGGCGUCCCUCCCUCCUCACUCCACGGCUCAGGUGGAGCCUCCCAGAGGGCAUCUUUGCCAGGGAAAAAGAGAGCCGACCUCUUUUAUCAGCUCUCCGCCCAGGCCCAGCCCACGACGGCUUAGCACACACCCGCCAGGAGGGAGAGGAGAGGAAGAGGAGGCACAGAAGAGACGGGUUCGCCCUUGCAGACCUCCCAGGGGCAGGGCAACCACAGAGGAGUCUGAAGCCACCCUCGGAGGUCCCAGCAGGGACUCACUCGGCUGGGCAGGGGCAGGGCAGGGGCAGCGGUGGCACUGGCUCCCCUGCUUCAGUGGCCGCCCCUUGUAAUUUGACACUUGGAUCUCCAGGACGACCAACAACAAAAAAGCUGAGGCCGAGACAGCAGCUGGCUGUCAGCAGCCAGGAGCUCCACUCCUCUGAGGAAGGCGCCCAGCAGCGGGUCAGGAAAGAGGCAUCCGAGAAGGAAGGAAGAGGUGGUGGCCGGGCGAAGCCAGGCAAGGGAGGCUGCCGGGCUCCCCAGCAUCCGCGGUUGCCCCUCAACCCAACACCUGAGCUCCCAGGUGGGUGGGGACUCCCAGCCCCAUCUCAGUGAGGCCCGGCAGGAGCCCGGCAGGAGCCCGAUGCACCAUGGCAGCCGCCAACUUUGUGCAGGAGAUGCGCUCCAUGGGCGAGAAGCUGCUGCUCAAGCUGCAGAAGCUGCCCCAGGCCGAGCCUGUGGAGAUCGCGGCCUUCUCGGUCAUCCUCCUUUUCACAGCCACCGUGCUGGUGCUGCUGCUGAUCGCCUGCUGCUGCUGCUGCAGGGACUGCUGCUGCCCUGAGCGCAGAGGCAGGAAGGUCCAAGUGCGGCCCAUGAGCCCACCGUGAGGGACAGAGACGAGGAGGAGAAGCUGGAGAGGAGGCUGCCAAGCCAUGAUCCCGCGUGCCAGCCUGGCCCUGCCCGGGAACCCGACACCUGCAGCCUUAUCAAGGAAACAAGGGCUGGUACGGCCACCAAACUCUCACCUGCCAGUGCAUACUGGGUGCCAAGGAGGAGUCACCUGUUUAAAACCUGAGGAAAUUCUUUCCCAACUUGCACUUUCUAACAAAACACAGAAGUGGGGGCCCCAUACCUGGAAGGAGAGCAGCCUGCAGCGGUGGGGAGCCAGCCCAGAGGAGCAGGCCAAUCAGAGGGGCUCUGUGCAACAGCUGCUGGACCCCAAGCUUCCCACCGGGGGGAGCACGUCAGUAUUCUAUUCCGGUAUUUGCCCGUUUCUAUCUCAGUAAAAGCUUUCUGGUUGUGUUUCUGCGGCGCCAGACUCCCUGGCCUGGGCUCUGUGCUUCUGAAGGGCAAGGUGCCAGAAUUCCAGGGGUGUGGCCAGUGACUGUCCUUGCCAGGCCUCUAUUCUCCCUGUGCCCACGAACGCUGGAAAAACACAGGCAGGAAUGCCACGCAAGAGGGAACCAGGGGAAGGAGAGGGUGAAAAUCCAUCAGCACUGGCUGCUACCAAACUCUGGCUACAGGUGCCCCCUCUACAGUGAUGGGGCAGCGUUUGCCCAGGUGCUAGGCUCAGAAACGCCACUCAACAGCUUCGGCUGCCAUUUACUUUAGCCUGAACACCCCACACCCACAGGCUCAGGC